CUUGAAGUCAACCUAGUUUCAGCUCGCGAUGGAAUCAAUCAAUGUCGACGUGCUAGUAUGCGGCGGAGGAAUGUCGGGCAUGGCGUGUGCCUCCUUCGCAGCACAAUCUGGAGCUAAAGUGUUGGUGGUCGAGAAGCAGAAUGCUGUGGGCGGAUCGUCCAACUACUCUGCAGGCAUGUUCUGGGGCCCCCAAUCGUACGAGAAACUGAGAUCGUGGGUACCCGAUGGCGAUCCAGAACUGCAGCGCGCCUGGUUAGACGACUACCUAUCAGCAGUGCAAUGGAUGCGCGAGAACCAGGUACCUACAGCGCCUCGCUUUGAUGGAAUCAUGACAAUCGGAAUUGGAUUCCCGAUCAAGAUCCCCCACCUCCACGACCUCCAUCGCCGCCGAAUUGAGUCCAGCCAGACCGGUUCGGAGAUCUGGACAAACACCGCGGUAGUCAAGCUUCUCCAGGAGCAUCCUGGCGUCUCGGGCUCUCGCAUCAGGGGUGCCAUCGUUCGUCGCGAGGCGUCCAAUGGCCAACCCGCGUCAUACUUCCAGGUCACAGCCCAGAAAGUCGUCCUAGCCACCGGCGGUUUCCAAGGCUCGUCUCGUCUGACCGCGGAAUACCUAGGGCAGGGCGCGGACAAUGUAUUUGUGCGUUCCAAUAAAGGCUCGGUGGGGGAUGGGUUGAAUCUCGCUGUUGGAGCUGGCGCCGCGACAAGUCGAGGCAUGAAUACUUACUACGGGCAUCUCAUGGCUGCACCCCUACGCGCCGACCAGGUAGAUCCAAAGGACUAUCUGCCAUUGGCUCAAUACCAGAGCAAAUACUGUCUCCUACUCAACGAGUCCGGGCGUCGUUUUACCGACGAAACCAUCGGCGAUGAGAUAAUAAACCAGUACCUCGCAAAGGAGGAGAAACGUCGAGGAUUCCUGAUAUUCAAUGAGAAAACCCGCCUGCAGCACUGCGUAAGUGCAUUAUUCCCCAACGCCGGUGACAUCGAUCGUCUCCAAAAGGCUCGCGAGCAUGGAUGUAAUGUCGGUACUGCAUCGACACUGGGUGAACUGGUCCAAGUACUCGCAGGAUGGGGAGUUGAUGGCGUCAACGCCAGGCGAACGAUUCAAGAGUACGACAGGGUGAUCCGGCAAAAUGAACCUGGGCUAGGGCUCGACGCCCCAGUUGGGCGGGGAGGAGCACCUCCCACCGCGCUGGUAGAAGGAGAAGGCCCAUUCCACGCAAUCGAAGUUCAGCCAUCUAUCACCUUCACAUAUGGCGGAAUAAAGAUCGACAAAGAGGGCCACGCCCUGACCGCAGACAAUAACCGAAUUCCCGGCCUCCAGGUCGCAGGCGUCGACGCUGGUGGGUUCAGUAACUUGGGGUAUGCGGGUGGAUUGGCACUCGCAUUUGUGACUGGUUUCUGGGCUGCGAAGGAGGUUGCAAGAGAACUGAAGCUCCCUCUGCCAAAGCUUCCGCCUGCGGAUCCGAGGGAUGCUGAGGCUAUUCCGGUCAAGGGGCGACUGUAAAUAGACAGGCGUGGCCGGCCCAAAUGCGGACAGGGAAUUAUUAGACUAAUCUAUUCCACAUUGUAAG
Aspergillus versicolor CBS 583.65 is the source of this 1571-nucleotide messenger RNA. RefSeq lists its product as uncharacterized. NCBI's taxonomy places the organism in Eukaryota, Fungi, Ascomycota, Eurotiomycetes, Eurotiales, Aspergillaceae. Bases 29 to 1504 code for a protein of 491 amino acids. The transcript has 6 exons. The record is from RefSeq and is a predicted model, not a curated record.